Achroia grisella is the source of this 468-nucleotide messenger RNA. RefSeq lists its product as uncharacterized. NCBI's taxonomy places the organism in Eukaryota, Metazoa, Arthropoda, Insecta, Lepidoptera, Pyralidae. The coding region runs from base 1 to 468 and encodes 155 amino acids. The transcript has a single exon. The record is from RefSeq and is a predicted model, not a curated record.
AUGUUCAAAAUGGUGAGAAGUAGGAAGGUCCAAGCAACGAGCGAAGCGGACAUUCGUCGCGAUCAAACUUUUCAAAAUAGAUCUAGUAAUAAUGUGUCUCGCCUUCGUGUCCGUCGUGGGUCCAGUUUGACCGAUUUAGACAAGUUACGAUGCAGCGGCGGUUCGAGCGGAGGCGGUUCGAUAGGUGAUUUGAUGAACAUGUUCAGUGGUAGUGCGAAUUCUGUAGGCAGUGAUACUCUAGUUGCUAGAACGGUGCCUCUAGAAACUGUUCGUAGAAACAUGCCACCGCUACCGUCAAGUCCGCCAUCGCAUCCGCCGCCCUCUCCGCUUAUUCAUGUGUCCCGACCCGUAGGACCUUUAACCAUGGCGCAACGAACGUUAAGGUUUAGCAGGUUGUUGAAAUAUCAACCCUGCUCUGCUGAUAUUCCGAUUACCCUGGUGAGUCUUGAUAUUACUUUAUUCAUUUAA